Messenger RNA from Nicotiana tabacum (common tobacco), 1065 nucleotides. RefSeq lists its product as uncharacterized. The record is from RefSeq and is a predicted model, not a curated record. Lineage: Eukaryota; Viridiplantae; Streptophyta; Magnoliopsida; Solanales; Solanaceae.
AUGGAAUUUGCGACUGAUGGUUUUAGCUUGGGAGAGCUAAAUGGUGUUAAGACUUUGAUUUUGAAUGAGUCUCCAUCAGCAUAUUGCAUUUACUGUUUCGCUCACCAAUUACAAUUAACAUUAGUGGCUCUUGCACAAAAGCAUUCAGAUGUAGAUGACUUUUUUUGUAUAGUUACUAAUGUCUUAAAUAUUGUUGGAGCAUCUUUUAAGCGCAGGGAUUUGCUUCGAGAACAUCAAGCUGAAAAAUUAGAGGAGUUGCUCAAAUCAGGUGAAGUGCAUACUGGACGAGGAUUAAAUCAAGAACGUGGGCUUCAACGACCAGGUGAUACUCGUUGGGAUUCUCAUUAUAAAACGUUGGAUAACCUUAUUGUCCUAUUUCCAUCGAUUAUUCAUGUACUUGAAUUUACUGCACGUGAGUGUCCAAACUAUGCCGACAGAAUUGUUGCUGAAAGUCUUAUGGGCAAGAUUAAGGAAUUUGAUUUUGCUUUUAAGUUGCACUUGAUGUUAAAAGUUUUAACAAUGACAAAUGAGUUGAACUUUGCAUUACAAAUGAUGAAUCAAGAUAUUGUCAAUGUUAUGGGACUCCUUGCUCUUACAAAGCAACGAUUACAAACGAUGAGGAAUAGUGAAUUUGGAUUUUUAAUGGAAGAUGUCUCUUCUUUCUGUGAUAAACAUGGUAUAAUAAUUCCAAAGAUGGACACUCGCUACUUUCCUGGGAAGUCGAAGCGUAGAGCUCUUGAGGUUACAUAUUCUCAUUAUUUGCGUGUCGACAUUUUUUAUGCUGUUAUAGAUUUACAUUUUCAAGAGCUUAACUGUCGCUUUGAUGUUGUGAGUACUGACUUACUCCUCGGUAUGGCUAGCUUAAAUCCAGUUAAUUCAUUUGGUAAUUUUGAUACGAACGGGAUAAUGAGGUUGGAUGAAUAUUAUCCGAAUGAGUUUGAUAGCAUCAAGCUUCGAGAUCUCAGUUGUCAGCUUGAUAGUUUUAUAGUCUAUGCCCGUGGUGUUGACAAGAGGUUCUUUGGCAUGAAGGGAAUUAGUGAUCUUGCUAAAGUGUUGGUUAAGUAA